UAAAUAGUGCUUAUGCAAGGUAACGUUUUUUAUAUAUCACACUGGGGUAUUAAAGACCAUUGUUGCAAAACGUGCAUAGAUUUACAGAGUUUUUUAUAAUUUAUUUAUUAGGCUAUGCUUGCUAAUUAAAUAUUUAGAUUAAACUUUUCAUAAGAAUGAACGAGAAGCCCUAAAUUUAUAAUAUUUGUAAUUAGAUAUAUCUUAUUACAUCAUGGAUAAUAUAUUUGGAAAAGAAGACUCUGAAAAUGAAAGCGAGCAUGUAGAUGUUGAGGAAAAGGAAGAAAAAGUUAGCCCUUCGCAAGAUUCUGUAAUCAAAGAUGUAGAAGCGAUAGAUGUUGAUAAUAUACAAGUUAAGGUAGAAUAUGAUGCGAUGAGUUCGCAGUCACAGUCGGAUGGAGAAGAAAUAGAAACUAAUUUAUUAUGUGACGAAGUCACAGAAUUGGAAGAUCAAUUGGAAAUUGUUAAACAUGAAAUUGAAAGUAGAGAAGAAGAGCAAGCUAGGGAAGAUAUAUUUGAAAAUGACAUAGUAUUGCCUCAUGCAAAUCCAACAAGCGUUAAAGAAAGAAGAGAAAGUAAAGAGAAAAGUAAAAAAGAAUUAGAAGAAGAAGAAAGAGAAAGGAUGCAAGUACUAGUGUCAAAUUUCACUGAGGAUCAAUUGGACAGAUAUGAAAUGUAUAGAAGAGCAGCUUUUCCAAAAGCUGCGAUAAAAAGAAUCAUGCAAACUAUAACAGGUUGUUCAGUGUCACAGAAUGUGGUCAUCGCUAUGUCUGGUAUAGCAAAAGUGUUCGUUGGAGAAAUAGUAGAAGAAGCUCUUGACGUUAUGGAAGCUCAUCAGGAAUCGGGUCCUUUACAACCAAAACAUUUAAGAGAAGCAGUUAGAAGAUUAAGACUUCAAGGGCAAAUUCCAAAUGGACGUGCUAAUAAAACAUUCUUUCGUCUAUAAGUAUUCUUUAGCAUAAUUAUUUAAAGCUGUGAUUUAAAACAAAUGUCUUUAAUAGGUUAAAAAAUUGGGUAAAUAUUUUUGUAUAAAAAGGUGUGAUGUAUACACAAUGUAUUAAAGUUAUUCAAAUGAGAACAGAUACAGCUUCUCAUACAUGCACACACAGAGAGGGACAUACAGUUAAGAACAUAAAAUAAAUUUUUGCUAUUGAUUAUAUAAUUAUAUAAUUGUUUUAUAUUAUUAGUAUUAUUUCCGUCAAAAUAUCUUUCUCACGUUUCUCUAUUUUCUACCAUCGUUUGGUAUUAUCAAACGAAAUUUUACAAUAGCGUGCGAGGAUUAAUAUAUUUAUGUUUAAACUAGUUUCAAGUUAUGAAGAGAAUAAAUAAUCACAAUAAAAUAACCAAAUAUAACAACGUGAAAUGGAUAAAUUAAUAAUUAUGUAGAAAUAAUGUACAAUUUUAUGUAUUUUUUAUUUAAUGAUAUAGGAAUUAUUAAAGAAAUUGAAGAUAAAAUAUUUCACAUUUAUAUUGUCUCAUAUGUUAAAUUAGAAGAAAUCAAAUUCAUCAGUGAAUAUAUUAUUUUUAUAUUUUUAUAUCUAUUUAAUCACAAAAUAUUUUUAUUAUCCAAACAUAUUUCUGUAUGUGAAAUAAUAUUUGCUUUAUAUUACGCCUCCUUUAAAUAUUAAUUAGUAUUUAUAAUAUUGAUAUGUGAUAGCAUCUUUCAUAUUGCUACUUUCUGGCUUUUAAUACUUCUUAGUAGUAGUAAUUGAUGAACACAGUCAAUUGUUUUAUUUUAACUAACUAAAUAUACUAUAUGUAUAUACAACUAUCACAUAUCCUGCAUAUAUAGGCGAAACUGUCAAAUAAAAUGUGAUUUAUUUCAUCCUAUUAAUGUAUAAUUUCAUUUAACUGAUGAAGCAUUGUGAGCGAUUAAUGUAAUAUGUAUUUAUUACCUACAUUGUUAUUAGUAUGCAUUAUUUCAGAAAAGUCUGAUAAUAGUAUUAAAUUUGGAGAGUUGUAUACCUUUAAAUCAAAGGAAAAUACUCUAAUAUUUAAUUCAAAUCCUUCGAAUGCUAAUGAAAUUCAUGAAUGGUAAUAAUAUUUUUUUUAUAUUGUAACAAAAUUAUAUCAAGCCACGUAUGUUUUACAAUUGUUUAUUAUCUACUGAUGACGUUGUUAUACUAGUUAUGAGACUUAACAUUAAGUUUAUGAAAAUAGUAUAUAUGAUAAUCAAGAGGUUAGCCUUUUCUCUGCUGAAUUAAAUGUUUUACAAAAAGU
Molecule: messenger RNA, 2217 nt
Organism: Bombus pascuorum
Lineage: Eukaryota; Metazoa; Arthropoda; Insecta; Hymenoptera; Apidae
Gene: Taf11
Product: transcription initiation factor TFIID subunit 11
Exons: 6
Coding region: 212-943 (243 amino acids)
Biological process (GO): transcription initiation at RNA polymerase II promoter; RNA polymerase II preinitiation complex assembly
Cellular component (GO): transcription factor TFIID complex; nucleus
Molecular function (GO): protein heterodimerization activity; transcription coactivator activity
Source: RefSeq, a predicted model, not a curated record